AUUCUAGGAUAUUGGUAGAAAUGCACUAAACGUGUCUCAUAUUUCUGUAGGUUGGGGUUUGGAGAGGGUCAAAACUGCACCCAGUUAUCAGUGCAAUUAAGACACUGCAGAUAAAGUUGAUCCAACAUAUUCACGUUCACACUCAAUAAUCUUGAGAAAUGACAAGAUAAAAUAUAGAUCAUGCCUGAGUGUGCCACUCGUGCAAAAACACACCCAAGCAUUAAAUACAGUUUGUAACUUCUAUCACUAAUUAUUUUCUAUCUUUGUUCAGAACAUGGGUUGUGUGAGAAAGAAGAAUUGAAGAAAUGGCUGGUGGGUCUUUCACAACGGGUACUGUGACCAAGGAGAGGGCAGAACAGUACAAGGGAAGAGUCACCCCUUAUGUCCUCAUAGCUUGCAUUGUUGCUGCCAUAGGAGGCUCUCUCUUUGGCUAUGAUAUUGGAAUUUCAGGAGGGGUUACAUCCAUGGACGACUUUCUUGAAGAGUUCUUCCCCUCAGUAUACAGACAAAAAUCGCAUGCACAUGAAAACAACUACUGCAAGUACGACAAUCAGGGCCUUGCAGCAUUUACCUCUUCUCUAUACAUUGCUGGUUUAGUUGCAACCCUGAUGGCAUCUCCUGUGACAAGAAAGUAUGGACGUCGAGCAAGUAUCAUAGGUGGCGGUAUCAGCUUUCUUAUUGGAUCAGCUCUGAAUGCUUCAGCUGUUAACUUGUCAAUGUUGAUCUUAGGCCGGGUCAUGCUUGGUGUUGGCAUUGGAUUUGGAAAUCAGGCUAUUCCGCUUUAUUUGUCUGAGAUGGCACCGACACACCUUCGAGGAGGCCUGAACAUGUUGUUUCAAGUUGCAACCACUCUUGGGAUUUUCACAGCUAACAUGGUCAAUUAUGGAACACAAAACAUCAAGCAUUGGGGUUGGAGACUAUCCCUAGGCUUGGCUGCAGUACCAGCUAUUUUGAUGACUAUGGGAGGGAUAUUUCUUCCUGACACUCCAAAUAGCUUAAUCGAACGAGGGUUUAAGGAAAAAGGAAAGACACUGCUAGCAAAAAUCCGAGGAACCGACCAGGUAGAUGCAGAGUUCCAAGAUAUGGUUGAUGCAAGCGAGUUGGCAAAGUCAAUAAAGCACCCAUUUCGUAACAUCCUUGAAAGAAGGUACAGGCCAGAGUUGGUUAUGGCAAUCUUCAUGCCUACCUUUCAGAUCCUGACUGGCAUAAAUUCCAUUCUCUUCUAUGCUCCGGUGCUGUUUCAAACCAUGGGAUUUGGUGGAGAAGCAUCACUCAUUUCUUCAGCUUUGACGGGUGGUGUUCUUGCUGGUUCAACAUUCAUUUCCAUAGCAACAGUAGAUAGGUUGGGCAGGAGAGUUCUUCUUAUCAGUGGCGGAAUACAAAUGAUCACAUGCCAGGUUAUAGUGGCCAUUAUCUUAGGGAUCAAGUUUGGACCAAACCAAGAAUUGUCAAAAGGCUUUUCAAUUUUGGUGGUUGUGGUGAUUUGCCUAUUUGUUUUAGCCUUUGGAUGGUCAUGGGGCCCACUUGGAUGGACAGUCCCUAGUGAGAUAUUUCCUUUGGAAAUCCGGUCAGCAGGGCAGAGCAUCACAGUUGCUGUGAACCUUCUGUUCACUUUCAUAAUUGCCCAAGUCUUCCUUGCUCUUCUCUGCUCAUUCAAGUUUGGGAUCUUUCUCUUCUUUGCUGGCUGGAUUGCCAUCAUGACCAUCUUUGUUUAUAUGUUCCUACCUGAAACCAAAGGGAUUCCCAUUGAAGAGAUGUCAUUUAUGUGGAGGAAGCACUGGUUCUGGAAGAGGAUAUGUCUCACAACUGAUGAUAGUUCUGUCUGAAUUACUUGAUACAGAAAUGGUGUCAAAUAGCAUCCAGAACAGGAAAGUUUACCUUUUUUUUUAUUAUUUUUUAUUAACUGUCUAUUUAUUGAAGUCGAGAAUAAUGGAUAGAUAUUUAAAUAGUUAUUACACCAUAGAGGAAUCUCGAUCAAACAUUUAUAAAGGUACCCUGCUUACUGGUUAUACACAUGGAAUUGGACAUAAUCGUUGAAGAAAAGAAAAGAAAAUACUAAGACAGGUUUCAA
This is a messenger RNA of Cajanus cajan (pigeon pea), 2071 nucleotides long. RefSeq names its product sugar transporter protein 7 (gene STP7). Gene Ontology annotation, cellular component: membrane. Gene Ontology annotation, biological process: monosaccharide transmembrane transport. NCBI's taxonomy places the organism in Eukaryota, Viridiplantae, Streptophyta, Magnoliopsida, Fabales, Fabaceae. The record is from RefSeq and is a predicted model, not a curated record. Gene Ontology annotation, molecular function: monosaccharide transmembrane transporter activity.